This is a messenger RNA of Dendroctonus ponderosae (mountain pine beetle), 2396 nucleotides long. It is a transcript of the gene Rab6, whose product is annotated as ras-related protein Rab6. The coding region runs from base 151 to 780 and encodes 209 amino acids. Gene Ontology annotation, molecular function: GTPase activity; GTP binding. The record is from RefSeq and is a predicted model, not a curated record. The transcript has 6 exons. NCBI's taxonomy places the organism in Eukaryota, Metazoa, Arthropoda, Insecta, Coleoptera, Curculionidae.
CUCUGUGAUCUGUGACUGUCAUUGUUGCAGAGAAGAGACACGGAUAGGGUUUUGUGGUAGGAUUAGGCAGUUGUGAGUGUUCUGUGAUAAAUUACACUGUAUAUUUGGAUUGUUGAGUAAAUUAAAAGAGAAUUUCAAUUAAAUACCGCGAUGUCGACGUCGGGCGAUUUUGGCAAUCCUCUAAGAAAAUUUAAGUUAGUUUUUCUAGGAGAACAGAGUGUGGGUAAAACUUCUCUAAUUACGAGAUUUAUGUAUGAUAGUUUUGAUAAUACUUAUCAGGCAACAAUAGGAAUCGAUUUUCUGUCAAAAACAAUGUAUUUAGAAGACAGAACAGUCCGACUGCAGCUGUGGGACACUGCUGGACAAGAACGGUUCAGAUCGUUAAUUCCUUCGUACAUUCGAGAUUCCACAGUGGCUGUAGUAGUUUAUGACAUUACAAAUGCAAAUUCGUUUCAUCAAACAUCAAAAUGGAUUGAUGAUGUAAGAACUGAAAGAGGUAGUGAUGUAAUAAUAAUGCUCGUUGGCAAUAAAACUGACCUCUCAGACAAGAGGCAGGUCAGCACCGAGGAAGGAGAACGCAAAGCUAAAGAACUAAAUGUUAUGUUUAUUGAAACUAGUGCCAAAGCAGGAUAUAAUGUUAAGCAAUUAUUUAGACGUGUAGCUGCUGCCCUGCCCGGUAUGGAUUCAACGGAAAAUAAACCCCCAGAAGACAUGCAAGAAGUUGUUCUGAAAGACACACCCAAUGAAGUGAAAGAUCCUGAUGGAGGCUGUGCAUGCUGAUUUUAAUUUUAAACGUUGUACCUAAGUUUAUACAUUGGUUGCUUGACAAUAAUAUGUUGACAGAAGAAUGUCUAAGAUUUUCAAUUUUACUUUUCUUCAAAUAAUUUGCAAUAGUCAAUAUAACGGAGUCUUAACAGUCAUUUAAAUUUAACAUUUAAUACAGUUAAGCCUAUGUUUAAAGCACAAAAAUGCCAUAAAUAACGUACUCUUUGAUCUAUAAAGCCAGUGUUCAAUUAUGACACAUUAAAUGGCUUACCUAAGAAGUAUUGUCGACCAAUCAUAUGUAUUCUGUUUAUAUAUGUUUAUUUUGUAAAAAAAAUAUUUGUUUUUUACAUUGCUGCCUUACUUAGGAAUUUUAGGUUAUUUGUAGAUUAUUUUGUACGAUUUCCGAAUUCUCGACAAGUUUUCUCUUGAAAAUCGGCAAAAAUAUGUUAAAUUCAAAUGUCAGGCACCCAGUAGUAGAGUUCUUCAAAACUAUAUUCAUCAUAAAUUAAUUUUGUUUCUAAUUGAACAAAGCCUUCGUUAUUUGAUGAUUCUAACACAUCAGCAGAAAUUGAAAAUGGUAUCUUUUAAAGUGUUUAUGGUUGCAAUUCGUUUUUGCGUAGCUGAACAAGCAAUAAUAUAUUCGUAAAUUUUUGUGCAAUACUAUAGAGAUUAUCAUACAGUGAUCGAAAGUGUUAGUAAUAUUGCAAUAGGUUUUGACAAUUUCAAGAUGAAAAUAUAAUUUAAAUAUUUAUAACACAUCAAUUAGUAUUAACGCCUGUGGAAUUAAUUAAUCACUGUGAUGUUUUUAUAUUUGCCUCACCAUUUAUCAGCUUUAGUAGAUACUUUUUCUAUAUGUAUUGAAAACUUUACAUCUGCCUGAAUGUGUAAAAUAGCAAGCUCCACUUGAAUAUGCCUCCCAGUGUAUAUUGCUCAAAAUUUUGUAAACAUUGCUAUAGUAUUAUCCUUCUAUGUGCAUUUAUAUCACUUAGUAAUUUAUUUAUUUUUAAUGUAUUUAUAGUAAAUAACUAACUUAAUUAUUUUUGCAGUAGAGGUCAAUAUAUUUCAACAAAUUCAUGUACUGUUUCGUUAGUUUAAAAUUAGUAACAUUAUUUUUUAAUUUUUCACUUUGGACCCAAAUUAUUGAUUUUCAGAACAAUUCCCUUAAAAAAGUUCUUUGUUCCCAAUUUUCGUUAUAAAAAGAUUAUUAUUUACCAAGAAAACAUUUAUCUGGUUCGAACUGUAGUAAAACUAACACUAUCUAAUAUGAACAAAAGCAGGUUACAGGCGAAACUCACCUUUUUCUAUUGCUAACUACCUGAAGCCAUGUAUUCGGAAGAAACUGCAGGAUAUAUAUUUUUAAGCUCAAGCGUAUAAAUGUUAUCACAAUAAAUUAAUUUCUUUAUGUUGCAAAGGCUACUGCUUUCUUCAUUAAUGUUAAUUUAAAUGCAACAGAAGUCAAUUAUAAUUAUUAUAUUAUAAGAAAGUAGUAAAUUAUUGCUUCAACCACUUAAAAUAUAUUUUACUAACGUAUAAAGUACACUUUGUUUUAGAGUUUUGCAAACGUUUGUACUUAGCUUUUGUAUGCAAUUUGUAGCCUGAACGCCCACGAAAUAAAUUUAAUAUCAAAACUC